CUGGCUCUGGGCUGAGCGGUGCGAGGCCAGCUGGCUGCUCCUCUGACUGGUGCACCGCUGCGCGGCAGCCUGGGACUGCAGGGUGUUUUGGGGGAGUUGGGAUUCAAUGGCCACCCUGACUAGCGAGAAGCAAGGACUGCUCAUAUGGACAGCUCGAUUUUAUCUUGUGCAGACUCGGCUUUGUAGUGGGAUGUUGAAAUAUGACACAAUGCCUGUUUGUUUGCAAUAGCUGCAACCCUCGUAGCAGAGAUUCAAGUGGGAAACAGAGGGGGAGUCCAGAGAGAAACCAGCGAGGGAUUUAGGAACUCUGACGCCGUGUCCUUUCUCCUGUGCCGGAGCAAGCAAAAGGAAAGAGAGGUAGAGGAAAAAAAGACUUGCACCAGCCAUCAUCCUGACGAUGUGUCAGUCAAACACCCUGCAGGGACCAGAUCUGCACACAGGGAAAUGGUGAGAUGCUAUAAAGCUUUAUCUAACCCUCCACCCUCUUGCUACAACCUCCGCAAAGUUAAAAUCCAUGUCCGGAGGCUGCGUUCAGGGAACGGCGGCAGCAGCAGCUGUGCCGGGGACCAGCACCCACACCUGGAGAGCACGGGCCCGGCAGGCUCUGCCGGGGGCACAGCAAGUAGGAGAUCUCGUUUCAGGUUGCAAUUUCCCCAGCUGGCCCUGAGGCGAAGGUUGGGCCAGCUAAGCUGUAUGUCUAGGCCUGCUCUGAAACUCCGUUCUUGGCCUCUGACUAUUCUCUAUUAUCUUCUGCCUUUCGGUGCUCUUAAGCCCUUGACCAGAGUGGGAUGGAGGUCUAUGAGCAGGGUCGCUCUGUACAAGUCAGUACCGACUCGGCUGCUGUCGCGAGCAUGGGGUCGCCUGAACCAGGUGGAGCUGCCCACGUGGCUCAGGAAGCCUGUUUACAGCCUGUACAUCUGGACAUUUGGGGUGAACAUGAAGGAAGCAGCUGUGGAAGACCUGCAUCACUACAGGAACCUCAGCGAAUUCUUCCGCAGGAAGCUGAAGCCACAGGCACGGCCUGUGUGCUGCGUGCACAGCGUGAUUAGUCCCUCUGAUGGAAAGAUCCUUAACUUUGGACAGGUGAAAAACUGUGAGGUGGAGCAAGUAAAAGGAGUUACUUAUUCUCUGGAAUCUUUCUUGGGCCCUCAUGUCUCCACUGAGGAAUUGCAUUUCAGUCGGGUCCCACCUGGUAACUCUUUCCAGCAACAGCUAGUCACCAAGGAGGGGAAUGAGCUCUACCACUGUGUGAUCUACCUUGCACCAGGGGAUUAUCACUGCUUCCACUCCCCCACGGACUGGAGAGUGUCACACCGGCGGCAUUUCCCAGGCUCUCUGAUGUCUGUCAAUCCUGGAGUUGCUCGCUGGAUUAAGGAACUGUUCUGCCACAAUGAACGGGUUGUCCUUACAGGAGACUGGAAACAUGGAUUUUUCUCCUUAACAGCUGUAGGAGCUACAAACGUGGGCUCCAUCCGCAUCUACUUUGACCAGGACUUGCACACAAACAGUCCAAGUUAUUCCAAAGGUUCCUACAAUGACUUCAGCUUCGUAUCCAACAACAACAAGGAGGGAAUCCCCAUGAGGAAAGGGGAACAUUUAGGAGAAUUUAACUUAGGCUCUACGAUUGUACUAAUCUUUGAGGCACCCAAGGACUUCAAAUUCAACCUCAAAGCUGGACAGAAAAUCCGCUUUGGAGAAGCACUGGGCUCUCUAUAGAAGCUGUCUUAACAGGAAGAUUUUCUAUAUAAAGUGACUCUUACCACACCACUGAGUGUUUCACUUACCAAGUACCUAUCACUCAGCAGGACCUGGGUGAGCAGAAAAGAUGUCAUUGCUGUAUUACACUUGAGAGUAUUUGGUCUGCAUUUACCUGCUGCUGAAUGUAGAAACUGAAUUGACUGACCAUGGAUGUAUCCGGUACAGCUGCCUUUAAAGAUGUUGCCCAUGGAGGUUUCUGUCCCACCCUGUGCCUGUAGUCUUUUAUGCUCUCCCUUCAAUGUGCCACAGGAUAAUUAUGUUCUUAGAGCCUCUAAGUCUCUUGUAAGCCUUCCUAUGCUGUGCAGGUGCAGUGGGGAAGGGUGGAGGUGGAGGUUGCCUGUAUUUAAAGGGAUAGUGACAGGCUGUACCUUUCUGUUUUUCAGACCUUGAGUAAAGAAUGUGUUCUCAUAUUUAUUUUGUUCUAAGGAACUCAUCUGAAAUUCUUACAUAAAGGCAGCACAGACAGCCAAACAGUGAAAUUGGCUGGGGUGGCUUCACAGCCCAAACAAAAUGUGCAACA
Messenger RNA from Acanthisitta chloris (rifleman), 2278 nucleotides. RefSeq names its product phosphatidylserine decarboxylase (gene PISD). Bases 445 to 1716 code for a protein of 423 amino acids. The record is from RefSeq and is a predicted model, not a curated record. NCBI's taxonomy places the organism in Eukaryota, Metazoa, Chordata, Aves, Passeriformes, Acanthisittidae. The transcript is spliced from 7 exons. Gene Ontology annotation, molecular function: phosphatidylserine decarboxylase activity. Gene Ontology annotation, cellular component: mitochondrion. Gene Ontology annotation, biological process: phosphatidylethanolamine biosynthetic process.